This is a messenger RNA of Dinoponera quadriceps, 3261 nucleotides long. It is a transcript of the gene Art1, whose product is annotated as putative protein arginine N-methyltransferase 9. The record is from RefSeq and is a predicted model, not a curated record. Gene Ontology annotation, molecular function: protein binding; protein-arginine omega-N monomethyltransferase activity. NCBI's taxonomy places the organism in Eukaryota, Metazoa, Arthropoda, Insecta, Hymenoptera, Formicidae. The coding region runs from base 715 to 2985 and encodes 756 amino acids. Gene Ontology annotation, biological process: peptidyl-arginine methylation. The transcript is spliced from 8 exons.
CAGUUACGUUGCUUGCAUGCAACGAUAAUUCGGUUCACCUGAAAUAACGGGACAAUGGUCAGAGAAUCAAUACAAAUAUGUGUAAGACUGUUUGUGGACUGGUCAUACCGGUUAAUUAGAAAAUGUAACGUAUGCCCCGAUCGAUAUCGGUUUCGCUUUAAUCGUCAAUGUCGUUCAAAUAAAAAUUGUAAGUAAGGUAAUGGCAAGACCAGAAGACUUUUAUGUUUUCAAGUAGUGCGACUCAACGAGUGGCCAGUCUUCCUUUUAUUUUCAACUUAUACGGCUUCACGACGAAACAAGAGACAUGUAAAGCAGCGAUUCGUUUGUUUUUUCAAAAAUAAAAAUACGCUAACUGUUUCCUCGUCCUUGACGACAAGACAGACGUAUCCUCCCUCAAAGGCUUUGGUUCAUAUUCUGGACUCUCUUUUAUUGGUAAACGUGCUUCUAAAAAUGGCUUAGAAUCCCAUUCGAUCGGCUGAGAAGCCAUAUUUAAGGCACUUUUAUCGAUAAAAGGGUGUUCAGAAUAUAGGCUUUUGUGAUUAUAUUUAGAGGUUUCCCAUUCACAUUUGACGUACAUUUUGGAGUUGGUUUCGAUUAUAGUCACAUAACCGUCAGCCGGUUAUUAUCGCCGACUAUUGUUGGAGAUAGUUUUUCUGCAAUAUUUAAAGUAGAAAACCUCUUAAUUUUCACCUCAGUGAAGGAAACCUAACCAAAAUGCAGUCAGAAGUAAAUGACAUAUCAGAGAGAUCCUUACAAAAGGCUAAAGAACAUGAUAGGAAUGGAAACUUUGGGAAAGCUUAUGCAUAUUACACUAUUGUUGCGGAAUUAUGUCCUGCGAAAAGAUCAGAAAUUGAAGAAACAUUUACAGAUAUACUAUGUACAUGGGGAAUAGAACUGGCAGACAACGACAGAUUAUCUGAUGUUGUACGCUGUUAUAAGUAUUCUUUAGAUAUCUAUCCAAACAAUCCUCGUAUGCUCAAUAAUUUUGCAGCACACUUGUUAAGGACUAACGAUUCCAUAAGAGCGAUAGAAUAUUUAAGAAGAGCUUUGAAAGUCGAUCCUAACUUUCUACCAGCAGAACGAAACUUACAAAAUGCGUACAGUAUGGCAGUGGACAGGUGGCAUUUUCCAAUGCUCAAUGACAAGCACAGAAAUAAUGCUUUUGAACAGGCCAUACGUAAAAGAAUCCAUCAAGGAUACAAUACAGUAUUGGAUGUAGGAGCUGGUACAGGACUUUUGAGUCUAUAUGCAAAAAAUGCAGGAGCUACAAAGAUUUAUGCAUGUGAAUGUUCCGAAGCAAUGACGCGAAUCGCAAAAGAAGUAUUCGCAUCUAAUAAUGCAUCGGACAUAAAAUUAAUACCAAAGCUGUCGUUCGAUCUUAAAGUACCUACAGACAUUCCAGAAAGAGUACAAUUAAUAGUGACUGAAACGUUUGAUGCCGGCUUGUUCGGGGAGCUUGUAGUACCGUCUUUGAUUAACGUGCACAUGAAUAUUUUAGAUUUAUAUGGUAUGAUAAUACCUAUGGGCGCGACGGUUUAUACAGCAGCCAUCGAAUGCGAAUAUAUUAGAUACAGAUCGUCAGUGAUUUUUGAGAAAGUGAAAGAUAUUUGCCUUUUGAAUUUCGACAAUGUGUCCGUAUUGCCGGACGACGAUUAUUAUGAGGCGGAGAAUCUGCAAAAUGUUCAAAUUACAUAUAUUACAGAGCCGCAAAAGCUCUUCCACGUAAAUUUCAACGAAUUGCAAGAACUGCGAAAAUUUCACAAGGACGGGAUAAAGCAGUUGUUGCGAGCGAAAUGUAAAUGCAAUGGCAUCAUAGAUGGUCUUGUCACUUGGUUCAAGUUACACCUCGACGAGGAAAUUACGUUGGAUUCCUCUGAUAGGAAAUCCUGUUGGGACCUCGCUGUUUUUCCGACGUUACACACCGCGUGCCAUGAAGGUGAUGUCGUAACAAUAAAAGCGGAGAUUUUGAUGAGUAAAUUGAAGUGUUCUUGUAAUAUGAGCAACGCAGAACUUAACGUAACGGCUUGUAAAUCCUUGUACCAUCUACCAAAAGAGGUCAUUGUCUUCCUGAAUGAUUUGGAUUACGUGAAAUUACUUACCGAGAUCGGUAGAUCUCAUAAGAAUAGAAACAUAAAGUAUAUUUUAGAUAUUUCGCCUUUUCCGAUUUAUGGUUUAACGAUCUUGAAGGAAUGUAAAGAUAGUGAGCUUUUGUACUACAAAACUGAUAAUCCAACACUUCGUUCUCUGGUUGAGAACGUGGCCCGAAAUAACAAGCUACAGGGGAAAGUACGUACGAUAUCAAACUACGAUGAGAUUCCAUGCCACUUAGAUUCUAUAUUCGUUCAUAACUUUGAUAUUAAAGGUGAAUUGCGAGAUAGCCGUCAUGAAAUCUUAAGAUGUCUUCUAAAGCCGGAGAGCCCGUUAUUGCCGGACAAAAUUUUUCUUAUGGGACAGUUGGUGUACUCGGAAGAUUUGCCAAAUAUGUCUUAUGUACAAGAUGUAAAUCUUAAAACAUCUGGUUUAUUCAACUUUUAUACUGAAAUGAGUUCGAAUAACGAAGACUGUCCACAUACAUAUAAUAAUAGAGGAAAUACAAGUACAAAUUACAUAAUCGCAGAACACAUUAACAAAUACAAGAUCAAUCAAAUAUUCGAUUUGAAUUCGAACUUAUAUUCAUGUGAAAUCUUGUCUGAACCACAAAUAUUGGCAGAGAUAAACGAAACGGAAACUACUGAAACAGUUGUGAACUUUGGAAAAAUAAGUAGUGCGAAAAAGGAAACUUUACCGAAUGCCUUAAUAUGUUGGUACAAAAUUCAGCUUGGUCCGGAUCAUAUAUAUGACACAAAAAAGAAUGACUCCUUUAUGAAUCAUACUGCGGUCGUUUUUGAAGAUGAUUUCCGAGAUAUUAUAUUGGGAGAUCAAGAAGUGAAAAUUAAAGUCCACCAUAUGAAAGGUUUGGUAAAAAUCGCAGUACUACAUUUGUAAAAAUCUACAAAAUAUAAACUAUUUUACAAUUUUGUACACAAUUCUUCAUUAAACUUGACUUUUAUAGAAAAAAAACAUACUUUUUUUAUGUAAAUAAAUCUUACGUAACUAUUUUUUAUGUAACGACAUGCCGCAUAUUUUAUUAUUAAUAAUCAACCACCUUUGUAAACGUUUCCCAUGUAGAAAUACCACAACCUAAGUUAUAUCAUUAAUACAUUAAUUAUAUUUUGUUAAGUAACAAUCUUUCAGUUUGAACCUUUUAUCACGUCCUACUAA